Molecule: messenger RNA, 7665 nt
Organism: Mugil cephalus (flathead mullet)
Lineage: Eukaryota; Metazoa; Chordata; Actinopteri; Mugiliformes; Mugilidae
Gene: eif2ak4
Product: eukaryotic translation initiation factor 2 alpha kinase 4
Exons: 39
Coding region: 234-5186 (1650 amino acids)
Biological process (GO): regulation of translational initiation by eIF2 alpha phosphorylation; DNA damage checkpoint signaling
Cellular component (GO): cytosol
Molecular function (GO): eukaryotic translation initiation factor 2alpha kinase activity; ATP binding; protein binding
Source: RefSeq, a predicted model, not a curated record
CUUGCAAGAGACAUGCGCCACUUGCAACGUUGUUGUGCCCGUGUGUGCUUGUCAAGUCAACAACGCAGUAAGUAAGUUUGCGUUUAGCACGUAAAACCACUUCUUCGGUGGAAGCUGUACAUCCGACAGCGUAUAGAGAGCGCGAGGGGAGCGGCACCCAGCGGCUCCUCUUCCUGCUUCUGUCUCAGAGUGUGACGGGACAGCGUCGCGGUCAUGUAGUUGAGCUCAGAAGAAUGAGCGCUCCGACAGAUGGGACAGACGACUACGCUGUGCAGCAGGAAAACGAACUAGAAGCCCUCGCUUCCAUCUUUGGCGAUGACUUCCAAGAUCUGCGUAACAACGAUACGUGGAAGAUUAAAAGGCCUCCAGAGGUGCAUCUGUGCCUGCGGCCGAGUGGGCUGAACUAUGGGCAGGAGUGCUACGCGACUGUGGACCUGCAGGUCAAAUGUCUUCCCACAUAUCCCGACGUGCCCCCGGAGCUGGAGCUGAAGAACGCCAAAGGCCUGUCGAACGAGAACCUCCAGAACCUCCAGAGUGAGCUCACCAAGCUGGCAGCGGCGCGAUGUGGGGAGGUGAUGAUUUACGAGCUAGCGGACCACAUCCAGGGCUUCCUGAGCGAGCACAACAAGCCUCCACCACGCUCCUUCCACGAGGAGAUGCUGAAGAACCAGCAGAGGCAGCAGGAGAAACUAGCCCUGGAGGAGCAGCAGAGGAUGGACCAGCGGCGCAAGCAGGAGGAGGAGAUGGAAAAAGAAAUCAUGGCUGAAAUCCAAAGACGAGAGGAGGAGAAGCGAGAGGAGAAGAGGAGAAAGGAAAUGGCUAAACAGGAGCGGCUUGAGAACAUGGAGACGGUCUGUGUCUUAGGAAAGAGUCCACCCAGCCCGGACGGAGCUCCCCCUGAACUGACUGAAGCCAGGAAAGCAAUCAGUAACCGCCGUCGGACUACCUCAAACACGCGCCACCGACGUGACACAGUAAAUGAAGACAACCAUCGCUCUCAGGAGCUUCUCCACUUCAACAGCAGCGUUCAUGGUGAACUCGUGGUACACAGAGGGAAAAGUUUAGGUGUGAGCGAGCGGCUCGGCCGCAACGUCUAUUACGGGUUCGAGGCCAACUCCGGAGACUUUUCUGUGAUCUACGAGUGGUCGUCACGAUGGAACAAGAAAAUGGGCAAGUUCUUCACAAGCCAGGAGAAAGGAAAGAUCGAAAACUGUAAAAAGCAGAUCCACGGGGCAGAAAAUGAGUUCAACUCCCUCCUGCGGCUGGAUCACCCUAACUUGGUGCACUACAUGGGGCUGAACUCCGCCGAGAAGGAGGACUGCCUCGUGGUUAACCUGCUGGUGGAGCACGUGGCCGGGAUCAACCUAAACCAAAGCCUAACCUCCAACAACCCGGUCCCACUGGACAAACUCUGCCACUACACGGCCCAGCUGCUGGCAGCUCUCGACUACCUUCACUCCAACUCCGUGGUCCACAAACAGCUGGGGGCCUCCAGCGUGCUGGUGGACCCGGAGGGCAACAUUCGACUGACCGACUACAGCCUGUCGAAGAGAUUUGCGGACAUCUGCAAAGAAGACAUUUUCGAGCAGGCCCACGUGCGCUUCUCUGAGGACACGGUGAUGCCGACGAAAACCGGCAAGAAGGGCGACGUGUGGAGCUUGGGGCUGAUGCUGCUGGCUCUGAGUCAGGGGAAAGAAGUGAAGGAGUACCCAGUGACGGUGCCAGGCAGCCUGCCCGCCGACUUCCAGGAUUUCCUCCACAAGUGCGUGUGCCUGAAUGAUGCCGAGCGUUGGACGACCCAGCAGCUCUUGGAUCACUCUUUCCUCAAGCCUCCAUCGCCCAAAAACCUGCCUCAGUACCACGAUACCAGCCCAGAAGAUUUAGCCGUGGACUUUGCGUCGUCAGUAAUCCCCCAGAGCCACAUCCUCAACUCCCCCUUCAGCUCCGGGAUGCAGAGACAGUUUUCUCGCUACUUCACCGAGUUUGCGGAGCUGCAGCUUCUGGGAAAAGGAGCCUUUGGUGCCGUAAUUAAGGUCCAGAACAAACUGGACGGCUGUUACUACGCCGUGAAGCGCAUCCAGGUGAAUCCAGCCAGCAAGCAGUUCAGGCGCAUCAAAGGCGAGGUGACGCUGCUGUCGCGCCUCAACCACGAGAACAUUGUCCGCUACUACAACGCGUGGAUCGAGCGGCACGAGACCCCCUCCAUGGGAGCGCUGAGCAACACGGACAGCUCUGAGCCUCAGAGCACGGCUGACAAACCCCCCCAGUGCAAGGACGCCCCGCGGCGCCUCAAUGAGCUCGGCCUCCCCGACAACGUGGAGGACAUCGCUCCGCCGCCGGCCCUGUCCAGCUCCGUGGAGUGGUCCACCUCCAUCGAGAGGUCCUCCAGCGCCAAGUGCAGCGGACACCAGUCGAGUGACGACGAGGAUGACGACGAUGAAGACGAAGAUGUGUUCGGUGCUUCUUUUUUACCGUCAGAUAGCGACUCCGUCAGUGACAUCAUCUUCGACAAUGGCGACGACAGCACGGAGGAGAUGUCGCAGGUUGAGCCGAGCAAAAGGCCGCUGACCGACACGACGGAGAGCACGGACUCCGAGCAUCCCAAAAUAGCACAUUACUUGUACAUACAAAUGGAAUACUGUGAGAAGAGCACUUUAAGGGACACGAUAGAUCACGGCCUGCACCAGGACCAGAAUCGCUUAUGGAGGCUGUUCAGGGAGAUACUGGACGGGCUCGCUUACAUCCACGAGCAGGGCAUGAUUCACAGGGACUUGAAGCCCGUCAACAUUUUCCUCGACUCUCAGGACCACGUGAAAAUCGGGGACUUCGGCCUGGCCACAGAUCAUCCCGCUAACGUGGCUGCGGGUAAAUUCGAGCUAGAGGAGGGCGGCUCUGCAGUAAUGCUGAAACCAGACCCAACAGGUAACAUGACUGGCAUGGUUGGCACUGCCCUGUAUGUCAGCCCGGAGGUCCAAGGAACUACCAAAGCCAGCUACAAUCAAAAAGUCGACCUGUUCAGCCUGGGCAUCAUCCUCUUUGAGAUGUCCUACCGGCCGAUGACCACGGGCGCUGAACGCAUCUCCGUCCUGAGCCAGCUGAGAAUGGAACCCAUCAACUUCCCCGAGGACUUCACUGUGCACGGGAAAGGGACACAGACGAAGGUGAUCGAGUGGUUGCUGAAUCACGACCCGGCCCUCCGUCCCACCGCGCAGGAGCUGCUGAAGAGCGAGCUCCUGCCGCCGCCUCAGAUGGAGGAGUCGGAGCUGCACGAGGUGCUGCAGCACACCAUGGCCAACAUCAACGGCAAGGCGUACCGCACCAUGGUGGGCCAGCUGUUCGCACAGAACACAUCACCAGUCAUGGAUUACACUUAUGACAUAGACCUGUACAAGGGCAGCUUCAGCUUCAGCAGCGCCAAAUUACAGCAGCAUGUGUACGAAACGAUCACCAGGAUCUUUAAGAAGCAUGGUGCGGUGCGUCUCCAGACCCCGCUGCUCCUCCCCAGAAACAGGAAGUUGUACGAAGGCAGCGAGCUGACCUGCUUCAUGGACCACAGCGGAAUGCUGGUUACUCUGCCCCACGACCUUCGCAUGGCGUUCGCACGAUUCGUUGCCCGCAAUAAUAUAACUCACCUGAAGAGGUAUAGCAUUGAACGCGUGUUCCGCCCCAGGAAGCUGGAUCGCUCCCACCCGAGGGAGCUUCUGGAGUGUGCCUUCGACAUCAUCACGCCCGUCACCAGCAGCCUGCUCCCCGACGCCGAGACCAUUUACACCAUCUCUGAAAUAGUCCAGGAAUUCCCCGUGCUGCAGGAAAGGAACUACAACAUCUACCUAAACCACACCAGCCUGCUGAAGGCCAUCCUGCUCCACAGCGGCAUCCCCGAGGACAAGCUGAGCCAGGCCUCCAACAUACUCUGCGAUUCCAUGAGUGAAAAGCUGACCAGACGUGAGGUGGAGGCGAAGUUCUGCAACUUUUCACUGUCGACCAACAGCUUGCAGACACUGUACAGGUACAUAGAGCUGAAGGGGGAUCUGCCAGAGCUGUUACCGCAGCUGACACCACUCACCAAACAGAAGACGGCCGUCAGCCAGCUGGCCAAGCAGGGGCUCAAGGAUCUGGAGGAGAUCACUGUUCUCCUGCACAGACUGGGAGUCAAACUGAAGGUGGUGGUAAAUUUCGGCUUAGUGUACAAGGUGCAGCACCACUCGGGCGUCAUCUUCCAGUUUGUUGCUUUCGUCAGGAGACGCAAGCGAACUGUACCAGAAAUAGUGGCUGCCGGAGGACGCUACGACCACCUGAUCUCUGAGUUUCGAGGGCCGUCUGGCUCGGUGCCUGUACGCAGCGCGGUGGGGGCCAGCGUGGCGCUGGACAAAGUGUGCGCUCUCAUCGCCAGCAUGGAGGAGCCGCCCCCAGUGAGCUCCUGCGAUGCGUUGGUGAUCGCGGUGGGCCAUUCUAUGAUGCCCCGAGCCGUCAGUGUUGUCCAGAAGCUGUGGAGCACCGGCAUCUCUGCGGACAUCGCCUACGACGUCUCACAGUCUCAGGAGGCGUUGUUGGAGCAGUGCAGGCUAACCGGCAUCACAUGCAUGGUUCUUGUCUCUGACAAAGAGGGCAACUAUGUGAAGGUGAAAUCCUUUGAGAAGGACAGACAAUCAGAGAAACGGAUUCCAGAGUCGGACUUGGUGGACCACAUCAUCCAGAAGUGUCGGACCAAAUUCUUUGACGAGAGAAACAUCAGAGAAAUCUCAGAAGGUAUGACUCUUCAGAACCCCAAAGGAUCCAUGCUCAAUAGCACAGGCUCCUCGGAGCAGCACGGAAGCAGCGGUACUUCGAACAUGAAUGUGAACGUCAUCAGCCCGGAGAAGGUUUCUGCAAGUACCAGGCGACGCUACGAGACUCAGAUCCAAACCAGAUUACAGAACCUUGGUAGCAAUUUGCAGAAUAAGAGCAAUGACAUUGAGGUUCUGGCAGUGGACCUGCAGAAGGAAACACUGAUCAACUUCCUGUCUCUGGAGUUUGAGAGUGAAGAUCAGUUUAACAGCAGCGUGAAGACUCUGCUGUCUCGCCUCCCCAAGCAACGCUACCUGAAGUCCAUCUGCGAUGAGAUCCAUCAUUUUAAGAUUCAAAAAAGGGUGGCUGUGGUGGUCCUGUACAGCUAUAAGGAUGACUACUACAAGAUCCUUCUGUGAAAACUAAGGGAUUCCUUUGGCCUUGGAGAUAUUCCACUUUGCUUGAGGCUCAGUAGACUCCAAGAGACUGUUAAGAUCCUUGGAUAUACAGAAUGGACUCAGACAUGGACACAUGAGCCCCAAAGACAGUGUGACAAAGUGAUUAUUUUUUACCAUGUAGAACGUUAAAGGUAAGACAACUAUUACAGACGAACAAUUUUUCCAAAACCUCUCAGUGUUUUGUCUUCAUCUGAUGUAAAUAGCCUUAAUCAUGCUAUAGAAUCUGAAAGAGAAAGGGCUUUUUGAUGAGGAUUAUGUAUGAGUAUUGCGUUUCAAAUUAGCUACUGGAUGGAUAGAUCCAAUAAAUAAAUCUUUUUUCCACAUGUUUUGACUGUUUGUGUGUACAUGGAAAAAUAGACAACUAUAUUCAGCCUGAAGAUGCAAUUGAUUGCCCAAAAUGAACAUGACUUCUUACCUCAUAAGCUACUCCUUUCUGUUGAUAUUCAACAAUUCUGUUAUUGCUUAGUUGAUUGGGGAGUUAGGAAAAUAUCACAAGUGAAGGAGCACAGCUUUUGAAAGCUUUGUUUUGCAGAGUUUGACAUUUUCACGGCCUGGGAAACUGACCCCGCUGAUUUCUUUAUUGAUCCUUCCGGAGAAGCUUCAUCACCUUGAAGUUUAUGAGCGAGCUUUACCGGACGAGUCAAAACAACAGCGCAGUCUGCACCCUGGAUUAUCCAGGUUUCCAGGUCUGGCCUGCGUGUCUUUGUGUUUUCCGGUGUUUUAUUAGCCUGUUGGAUAGACGAGAGGUCUUCUUGCUUUUUGCUGGUACUCAGAUCUUGGGAGCCCUCGCCUCCACCCCCCGGAAACAACCCACCUCCACUAAACACAUCUGCAUGCGCUUCCAAGACAAGAGUGCAACUGUAGUAGGCAAGAGAAAAGGAUCUCAUUUAAAAGAACUAGAAAAAGACAAAUUCACAUUUGUAGCCAAAGUCCAGGACCAGAUGUGGAAACCACUAACCGAUCCCAUGUUGGAUCUUAGACGACAUCGCUGCAGUUUCCUUAAGUAUUAUCACUUCAGCCAACAAUUGGUUCACACAUUUAUUUUUCAAAAUAAGUGUAAAUGUUACAGUUCAUCAUCUAGGAAACAUAUUUACAAGAUUUGCAACAGUGAAAUAAAUAAGGUUGUAUAGAAUAUAGCGGAUAGGUACGGUAACUGGUCUACAAUGUACAGCAGCUUUGGCUACUAAAAGUUCCUUUUCAAAAAAAAAAAGACAAAAAAUUUCAAACUAUAGUUUAGUAAUAAUAAAUAAAGCUAUGUGAAAAAAUAAAUAAGGUACUCUUCUGUCCUACUCAUUUAAACUACUUUUUUUCUUUUUCUUUUCUUUUUUUUUAUACAUAGAAGAACAAAGAAUUGCGGGAGCUUUUACAGUCACCUCUUCAUUUUAAAGCACAUAAUCAUGCUUUCAACAGGUAAAAACUAAUGAUUUACUUUAACACUUCAAUAGAAAUUGGUCUCAAACCAAUUUUGGCAUCAAAAUCAUCUUGGUAUUAAGAUACUGGCAAUGGACUUAAAACCUCUGAUCUAAAACCUCCAAAUCCUUGUAUUUUUUUUUAAUGCGUCUCAGAUUCCGCCCUUUACCCGAACUGAUCGGACUCGUACGGAGACUCUCGCUGCACCGGCGGGUUCACUUGAGUGGUUUAACAUCUCUGUGUGCUUAAUAUGCCUAUCAAAUCCCUGAUUAGGGCCUUUAUCCCUCCAAGAAUCCCGCAGGGUGCUUUCUAAAACACUGGCUCCAAAGAAAAGUGCUACGUCUUUUUAACACCCUCUGAUGUUGUAAGGUGUACCAUUCUCCACAGAUGCAAGCAAGCUCUCCUUAAAGCGCUUAUCUCAACACAUCACAUAAUACGCUUUCUUUUCUUCUUUUUUUUUACGAAGAGCUGAUGAGAGCCGUAACUGAGCAACACAGUCCGUUAAUCUUAAUAACAGGUGAAUAAAUGACAGGGGUUUUCUUUGUAUGGAUGGUAACUGUUUUAAACAAAAAAAAAAAAAACAAGAUCUCAACAUUGAGAAUGUGUUAAGGCCAUCGAGUUAAGGCUUUAAAAAAAAGAUUACCUAUUACUACUGGUAUGUGUGAACAGUAGCUCCACACACACACACAUACACACAUGGAGCUGUGAAUGAAGUUAUCAAGUGAGGCAUGGUAUCAAAGACAUUCUUUAUAGGCGCAGAUGAAGCAUCUGGCACCAUUUAGUCUCCUCUGCUUUCAAUAAAAUGACAUUCUACCUGGAUGAACAUCACUCCAUUUCUUCUCUGAAGUGAAGGAAUUACGACAGAAUGAAAGAGCUAAAAUCGGAUUAGGCUGAGGGUUGUGUGGGGGGAGGGGGGAGAAGACGGUGGCUGCCGGCUACUGUGUUGUAGACACGUUUGUAGAAAUGUGGUUUGUUCGCAAGGAUUUUUGAAUGGAAUGACUCGGGUCAUUUGAACGUUGAGAGAGGGGAA